CAUGACACGUUGACAGUUUUUCCCGUCCUGAAUUGCUCCUCUUCAAUCACCUCAUUAGUCUUCACCUGGUGAUUUAAAAACUUCAUGUCAUCAUUCUCUUCCAAGCUAAAAACAUCCCAUAAAUCACAAGUAUUCUCCUUACUCUCUCUAUUCAGUGAGUGGCAAAAAGAAUAGAAAGAACACGAAAAAUGAAGAAAACAGACACGUCAAAACAAACAUACAGAAUAUGUUUUUGUUUCAGAAGGAGAUUCAGGGUGAAAGAGGCUGAAGUGCCCGCUGACAUCAAAACUUUAUUUCAAAAUUACUCUGAAAAUGGAUUGAUGGAUGUUGAGCAUUUGUAUAGAUUCUUGAAGGAGGUGCAGGGAGAGGAUAAACUCACCAGGGAGGAAGCUGAGACCGUAAUGGAGACUUUCCUCAAUCAACACAAGCAUCUGAACAUUUUCCAGCGCAGAAGUCUCUACAUCAAAGAGUUCUUCCGGUACCUCCUGAGUGAGAAUAAUUCUCCUCUCUCUUAUCCUCCUACGGUACAUCAUGAUAUGACUGCUCCUUUAUCCCAUUAUUUCAUUUAUACUGGUCACAAUUCCUAUCUUACGGGGAAUCAGAUCAGUAGUGACUGCAGUGAAGUACCUGUCGUAGAAGCCCUGAAACGAGGCGUACGAGUUAUUGAAUUAGAUAUGUGGCCGAACUCCACCAAAGAUGAUGUGGAUAUAAUGCAUGGAGGGACAUUAACGCCUCCUGUGAAACUUAUCAAAUGUUUGAGUGCAAUAAGAGAAAAUGCCUUUGUUGCAUCAGAAUAUCCUGUAAUUCUCACACUAGAAGACCACCUUACUCCAGAUCUUCAGGCUAAAGUAGCAGAGAUGGUCUCUGAAACAUUUGGUGACAUUCUGGUUGUCUCUACAUCAGAAUGCUUGCUAGAGUUCCCAUCUCCAGAAUCGUUAAAGAGACGAGUUAUUAUCUCGACAAAACCACCAAAAGAAUUUCUUGAAACAAAGGGCUCCAACAAAGAAGAAGAUGGUAGCAUAAAAGUGCAUAAAUCAUCAGAAGAAGCAGCCUGGGGAAAGGAAAUCUCAGAUUUUGCUGCUACCCUCAGCCGUGAGUAUGGAGAGUAUCAAGAGGAAGAUGAUCAUCAGGAUGAAGAUCAUAGUUUGCAGCAAAAUGUAGCACCUGAAUAUAAGAAGCUGAUUGCAAUCCGUGCGGAGAAAAUGAAAGGAGGGAUUAAAGUGUGGCUAAGAGUUAAUUCCCAAAAGGCUCAUCGGGUUAGCUUGAAUGAAGAAAAGCUCGAAAAAGCUGUUGUAACUCAUGGAACAGAAAUUGUCAGAUUCACACAGAGGAACUUGAUGAGAGUAUAUCCCAAAGGCACAAGAAUUGAUUCAUCCAAUUACAAUCCUUUAAUAGGGUGGAUGCAUGGAGCUCAGAUGGUUGCAUUUAACAUGCAGGGACAUGGCAGGUCGCUUUGGUUGAUGCAAGGGAUGUUCCGAGCAAAUGGGGGUUGUGGUUAUGUGAAGAAGCCAGAUUUUCUACUAAAUCUCGGCCCCGAUGAUGAAGUCUUUGAUCCUAAAAGACGUUUACCAGUUAGAAAGACCCUGAAAGUGAAGGUAUACAUGGGAGAAGGUUGGAAUCUGGAUUUUCAUCAUACUCAUUUCGAUCUGUAUUCACCACCAGACUUCUACGUCAAGAUAGGAAUUGCUGGAGUACCUUAUGAUUCAGCUAUGAAAAGAACUAAGACAAUUGAAGACAAUUGGCUGCCUGCAUGGAAUGAAGAAUUUGAGUUCCCACUAACAGUUCCUGAACUGGCACUGCUCAGAAUAGAAGUCCAUGAAUUUGACAUGUCGGAUAAAGAUGAUUUUGGAGGCCAAACAUGCCUUCCUGUUUCUGAGCUGAAAACCGGGAUUCGAGCUGUGCCCCUCCAUGAUUACAAAGGAGAUAAGUACAAGUCGGUCAAACUACUCCUGCGUUUCGACUUUGUAUGAAUGUUCUUCACAGUAUGCUUAGACUCCAACUCAGGAACAAUCACAUGAUUAUCGGAGUUUUUAAGUUUACGGGAUGAAAUGCGUGAUAGACGCAGCAGACUGGAUUUAAUGUUCGAUGCUAGUGGUAACUAAGCAAUGUUCGCCGCUUGAGAUAUGUUUAUGCUCAGUUUCAGACAGCC
Sesamum indicum (sesame) is the source of this 2149-nucleotide messenger RNA. Its product is annotated as phosphoinositide phospholipase C 2. Gene Ontology annotation, molecular function: phosphatidylinositol-4,5-bisphosphate phospholipase C activity. Gene Ontology annotation, cellular component: plasma membrane. The record is from RefSeq and is a predicted model, not a curated record. NCBI's taxonomy places the organism in Eukaryota, Viridiplantae, Streptophyta, Magnoliopsida, Lamiales, Pedaliaceae. Gene Ontology annotation, biological process: release of sequestered calcium ion into cytosol; phosphatidylinositol-mediated signaling; lipid metabolic process.